GCCCUGCCCUUCGCAGGAAGCACCCUGGCACUUCCGAAAAAACCUCCGCCCGGCGGGCCAAGUGCCCCAUCAACGCUUCUCAACACGCGCGAGAUUACUUUGGUCAACCCUUCUAUCGUACAAAGGGGAAACUGAGGUCUGAUGAGGGGCAGGGACUUGCUGCUCCACGUCCACUCCGUGGCAGAGCUGGCACUGGGAAGAAUACAGGUUGGAGGAGGCGUCCCCCGCCCCGUGGCCGGGAGAGCAGCGGGUAGCAGUGGCCAUCACGCACCCUGGUAUCACGUCCGCCAUGCGUGCCCCGCGCCGCCUCUGAGUCCAGGAGUUCCAGCCCAGGGCCCGCGAGCCUGCCCGCCCCCGCGGCCACACCAUGAGCCACGGGCCGAGCCCCCGGCUGGCCGAGUCCCCGCAGCUGUCCAAGGGCAGCCUCCUGACCAUCCUGGGCAGCCCGUCGCCCGAGCGCAUGGGGCCAGCCGACUCGCUGCCGCCCACGCCGCCCAGCGGCACGCCCUCGCCGGGGCCGCCCCCCGCGCUGCCGCUGCCGCCGGCGCCCGCGCUGCUGGCCGACGGGGACUGGGAGAGCCGCGAGGAGCUGCGGCUGCGGGAGCUGGAGGAGGCGCGCGCGCGCGCGGCGCAGAUGGAGAAGACCAUGCGCUGGUGGUCGGACUGCACAGCCAACUGGCGCGAGAAGUGGAGCAAAGUGCGCGCCGAGCGCAACCGCGCGCGCGAGGAGGUGCGCCAGCUGCGCCAGCGCCUCGACGCGCUCACCAAGGAGCUGGCGGGCGCGCGGCGCGAGCGCCAGGAGGCGCAGGGCGAGUGCGAGGCGCGGGGCCGAGAGCUGGCGCGGCUGCGGGGCGCCCGGGGGGACACGGACAGGCCGCCCGACGGUCCCGAGGCCGAGCCAGAGAGGGAGCAGGAGCCGGUGCGCGACGUGGGGUCAGAGAGACCCCAGAGCAGCCAGGAGCUGGAGUUGGUGGAGAGCCUACUCAAGAGCAGACCAGAGGAGCCCGAGGGCUGCUGGGAGGCACGCAGCGUGGGGACUGGGACCCCACGGGGUAGCUCAGGCCGCCAGGAACGCAGCCGGCUGCCCUGGGAGGACACCGCCACCAUUGAGGAAGACGCCUCCAAGUUGACUGCCCUGCGGCUACGGCUGGAUGAGUCCCAGAAGGUGCUACUCAAGGAGCGAGAGGAUAAAAUGGCACUGAGCAGGAACAUCGAGAAGCUGGAGGGAGAGCUCAGCCAGUGGAAGAUCAAGUAUGAGGAGCUGAGCAAGACCAAGCAGGAGAUGCUCAAACAACUCAGCAUCCUGAAGGAGGCCCACCAGGACGAGCUGGGCCGCAUGUCCGAAGACCUGGAGGACGAGCUGGGUGCGCGCUCCAGCAUGGACAGGAAGAUGGCAGAGCUGAGGGGUGAGAUGGAGCGGCUGCAGGCGGAGAACGCAGCUGAGUGGGGUCGCCGCGAGCGGCUGGAGACGGAAAAGCUGGGCCUGGAGCGUGAGAACAAGAAGCUGCGGGCGCAGGUCGGGGACCUGGAGGAGGCGCUGGCCCGGCGACGGAGGCAGACAGCCAGCGCGCUGGACUGCGACCUGCGGGCCAGCCAGGCCGCGCUCUUCGAGAAGAGCAAGGAGCUGGCAGACCUGAAGCACGUGCACGGCAAGCUGAAGAAGCAGUUCCAGGAGAAGGUGGCAGAGCUGGCACACGCCAACCGGCGGGUGGAACAGCACGAGGCAGAGGUGAAGAAGCUGCGGCUGCGGGUGGAGGAGCUCAAGAAGGAGCUGGCCCAGGCUGAGGACGAGCUGGACGAGGCCCACAACCAGGCGCGUAAGCUGCAGCGGUCGCUGGACGAGCAGACAGAGCAGAGCGAGAACCUGCAGGUGCAGCUGGAGCACGUGCAGUCCAGGCUCCGCAGGCAGCAGCAGAACGCCCCCCUCUUUGGAAAGAUCCGCAACACCCGCUUUAGUGCCGAGGAGGCAGGGGACGGAGCCAGCGACCUGGACGAGGAUGAGGACCUGCAGAUCCAAGUGGCCUAGGGCCCGCAGGGCUGGGCAGCACCAGCCCGCAGCCCAGGCCCCCAGUACCCAGGCUGACCAGCCCCUCAGCCGAUGCCUCUGCCUGUGCUCAUCCCGGGAACAGACCCCGGUCCCUGCCACGGACGACUUCCUUUUCUCCCACAGUGGGCAUCGGUGGUCCCUUACCUGCACUCUGUGGAAGGGAAGCCAUGGCCUAUGUUUUAUACAUAUAUUAUAUAUAUAUAUAUGCCCCUGGGGUCCUUGGACCCAUUUGGUUUUAUAGACACAGGACCACUCUGAGGCCUCAGUCUGGGUGCCCCCACCCACCCAGGACCUUCUUGCAGGGGGCAAGGGUGUCAAAGGAGGGGUGUUGGGGCCUCCACCCAGGCUGCCUCUCUGGGCCUCAGGGUUUGGGCGGGAGCUGUGGCUGUUCAUAGUACAAUAAACCCGGUCUUUUGUAAUAAAUGGAGUUCAGGUUCU
Molecule: messenger RNA, 2485 nt
Organism: Hippopotamus amphibius kiboko
Lineage: Eukaryota; Metazoa; Chordata; Mammalia; Artiodactyla; Hippopotamidae
Gene: CCDC102A
Product: coiled-coil domain containing 102A
Exons: 9
Coding region: 368-2026 (552 amino acids)
Cellular component (GO): myosin complex
Source: RefSeq, a predicted model, not a curated record